CAAUCCCAGCCCUCCCGCAGGGGGUUGGGAAGCAGCCCGGGUGCCUGCCCCUGAGUGGCUGCGGCGUUUGUGCUGGGAGGGGAGGGAAGUCGGGCAGGGGCCGGCCCCCUCUCCCCGGCUGAGGGUCCGGGAGCCGGCUCGGCUGGGCGCUCAGCUCUGGGGCUUGGCGGAGCCCAGGCCGGGCUUUCCUGUUCCUGCUGCACUCGGAGAGAGCGGAAGGAGGGUAAAGCCACGAGCUGGGCAGGGCUGGAGGAACCUGCCCUCCCUGCUGGCGAGGAAGGGCGUCUGACGGGGUGGGGGGGCCUUUCGGGGGCACCUCACAACCCCAGAUCCGGGGGCACCCACUGCACCAAGACCCCCCCUGCAAGACACUUCCAGAGCCCAGGAGCAGCCGAGUGGCUAGAAACUUUGGCAGCCAUUUGCUUCCCAGAGCGGUAGCUGCCCCGGGCCAGCGUGGCACCAGGAGGGCACUGCCAAGGGCACGCUGACAACUGAACCGUGUUGCCACCCCAAUCGCACCAGCAGGUGCGUGGCGAAGGCACCGAGCCCUGGUGCUGCCCCGGUGCCACCCGGGUGUCUCUGACCUGCCAGCGUCUCUGCCAGAACCGCUUUGGCACGGCUGCCCUCCCCUGCCCAGCCUGUGCCCUGCGAGACCCGGAGCUUGGCAGACACAGCAGGGUGUGACUUGGGGUCCCCCCGGGGGUUGGGCACGGCGGCCAUGGCGCAGGAGAGGAAGAGGAGAAGCUUGCCCCGGAUCCCCGAGCUGGAGCUGCUGAGCAGACAGGACGACGAGACGUUUCUGCCCAGCUCCCCUGGUGCCUCCGGCGGCCCCCAGUCCCGGCCCAAGUCAGGCUCGGCCUUCAGGCCCCCCCACUCCCCCGUCUUCUUCCCCAACAACUCGCCCACCUUCCUGACGAGGCUGCGGGUGAACAGGAGCAUUCAGGAGCAUCACCGCAAGCUGAAAGGCUGCUUCGAGGUGGAGAAUGGCCCCUCCCCGGCCAGGAGCCCCCUGGACCCCCAGGCCAGCCCCGGCCUCGUCCUGCACCCCAGCUUCCCACCGGGCCAGCGGCGCGAGUCCUUCCUAUACCGCUCGGACAGCGACUACGACCUGUCGCCCAAAACCAUGUCCCGCAACUCCUCCGUCGCCAGCGAGUCCCACACGGAGGACCUGAUCGUGACACCCUUCGCCCAGGUGCUGGCCAGUCUGCGCAGCGUGAGGAACAACUUCUCCGUCCUGGCAAACGUCCCGACCCCAGCGUCCAACAAGAGGUCCCCUGUGGGCAGCCAGCCGACCUUCUGCAAGGCCAUGCUGUCAGAGGAGACCUACCAGCAGCUGGCCAAGGAGACCCUGGAGGAGCUGGACUGGUGCCUGGACCAGCUAGAGACGAUCCAGACCUACCGCUCCGUCAGCGAGAUGGCCUCCAACAAGUUCAAGAGGAUGCUGACCCGUGAGCUCACCCACCUGUCUGAGAUGAGCCGCUCCGGAAACCAGGUCUCCGAGUACAUUUCCAGCACGUUCCUCGACAAGCAGAACGAGGUGGAGAUCCCGUCCCCCACGCAGAAGGAGCGGGAGAAGAAGAAGAAGCAGCAGCCCAUGUGCCAGAUCAGCGGGGUGAAGAAACUCAUGCCUACCUCCAGCCUGACCAACUCCAGCAUCCCCCGCUUCGGGGUCAAAACCGACCAGGAGGAGCUCCUGAGCAAGGAGCUGGAGAAUCUCAACAAGUGGGGCCUGAACAUUUUCCACGUCUCCGAAUAUUCCAACAGCUGCUCGCUCAGCUGCAUCAUGUACACGAUAUUCCAGGAGAGAGAGCUGCUGAAAACCUUCAAGAUCCCGGGGGAGACGCUGCUGACGUACGUGCUGACCCUGGAGGAGCACUACCACGCCGACGUGGCCUAUCACAACAGCCUGCAUGCGGCCGACGUGGUGCAGUCCACGCACGUCCUGCUGGCCACGCCCGCCCUGGACGCUGUCUUCACCGACCUGGAGAUCCUGGCCGCUCUGUUUGCAGCCGCCAUCCAUGACGUGGAUCACCCGGGCGUCUCCAACCAGUUCCUGAUCAACACCAACUCGGAGCUGGCCCUGAUGUACAACGACGAGUCGGUCCUGGAGAACCACCACCUGGCCGUGGGCUUCAAGCUGCUGCAGGAGGAGAACUGCGACAUCUUCCAGAGCCUCGGCAAGCGCCAGCGCCAGACCCUGCGCAAGAUGGUCAUCGACAUGGUCCUGGCCACCGACAUGUCCAAGCACAUGACCCUCUUGGCCGACCUCAAGACCAUGGUGGAGACCAAGAAAGUGACGAGCUCCGGGGUGCUGCUGCUCGACAACUACACGGACCGGAUGCAGGUCCUGCGUAACAUGGUUCACUGCGCCGACCUCAGCAACCCCACCAAGCCGCUGGAGCUGUACCGCCAGUGGACCGACCGCAUCAUGGAGGAGUUCUUCCGGCAGGGCGACAAGGAGCGGGAGCGGGGCAUGGAGAUCAGCCCCAUGUGCGACAAGCACACGGCCUCCGUGGAGAAAUCCCAGGUGGGCUUCAUCGACUACAUCGUUCACCCGCUGUGGGAGACGUGGGCGGACCUGGUGCACCCCGACGCCCAGGAAAUCCUCGACACCCUGGAGGACAACCGGGACUGGUACCACAGCAUGAUCCCGCAGAGCCCCUCCCCGCCCCCAGACGACCAGGACAAGGACGAGGAGGCCUGCCUGGAGAAAUUCCAGUUCGAACUGACGCUGGAGGAGGAGGGCGAGGAGUCUGAUCAGUCGGACCCGGACCGGAGCAGCCCGGACCACGAGGACAACAGCUUCUCCACUGCGGAGGAGGAGCCCCCCUGCCUGUCCCCGGAGGAGGGGGGCGGGCAGAACGGACUGGCACACGACACAGCCCCGGGGGCACCGUGACUCUGGGCUUCGGCUCAGCCGCCCGGCGGAAAACAAAACUAAAGCCACACACCUGCACCCCCCGCCAUGGACUCUUUUUGGGGGGGUGGGGGGGAACCAACAAAAAAACUCCAUUUAAUUUAAUUUUGGUUUUAGUUGGGAGGAUUUUUAUUGUAUUUUUUACAACAACAAAAAAAAGAAAAAGGAAAAAAAAAGAAAAACUUCUAAAAAACCAAACCACAAAAAAAGGGAACACACACAGCUACUGUAGAGGUGGGUCGGCCCCCGGGCACGGCCCCGCCACAGCGGAGCUCCAAGCCCUCUGGACUCUUCCAUUUCUCGUCUUCGGGGUUUGCUGGUUUUUUUACGGAUUCGUUCGGAUGAUUUUUGAUUUGGAGCAGCCGGGGGGGCCGGGGCAGCGGGUGCUUUUCGCUUUCCAUUCGGGUCCCCCUCACCCCGCGGCCUUCAGAGAUAUAUUUUUUUAAACAAUCAGGAAUGAACACAGAGCAGAAUCGGCGCGCAGGGGGGCAGCUGACUCUGCGGCCCCCCCCAGCCCUGCACACUGUCCUAGCUGUGACCCCUCAGCCAGGCUAGUUCUGGCCGGGGCCUUUCUGCCAACGCUGCCGGCUGCUCCGGGCCGCACAAGGGUGGCUAUUAUUAUUUUAAUUUAUUACUACGGUGGGAGGGGAUGGUUAUGGGGUCUGGGUUAUUUUUAACGCACCUGGUAAUUUAUUGUAAAUUAAUUAUUAUUUUUGGAAAGUUGGGGAGGGGAGGGGAGGGGAGAGAAGUUGUUUUAUUUUUCUGUAAUCAGAUUUUUUUCUCCCAUUGCUUUGGGGGUUCAUUUCGUCCCCCUCUUUCCCCUCCCCCACUGAGGCCAUAGCUCCCCCUUUCCCGGGAGGAUGAGAGGGGGGUUAACUUUUGAAAAGGGGGAACUAAACGGCGAAGCUCCAACCCCCGCCCUCGAAGCUCUCGAGCGACCAGCCAGCCAAGUCUUCCUCUCUUCAUCCGUUUGCACAAAUACGGCGCUCCGGCCGCAUGGACUGAAUGUAUCAGCCACCUGCUCCCCUGCCCCCCCCACCCCCUGAGCAGCUGGGAACCAGCUUCGCUUCCCUUUGAGUUGACUUGCCAACUCCCCCCCACCCCCCCAGCUGGCAGCUGACGGGCUACGGGCACCAUCACUGCAGGGAGGCGCCCAGGGGAUAGUCGAAGGUGCCAAAGCCGGAUUCAGUGGGUGCUGGGCUCCGGACUGUCCUUUGGGGCUCCUGCUUGGUGCCCUCUGCAGUGUUAGGCACCCGACCCCUGGGCACCCUCGGGACUCUGGCCUUGCGAGAGGAUCCGGGGCCAGCAGGAAGCCAGAGCGCCCGGCUCCCGAGUGCUUUAACUGACCCCCUCGGGCUCUGAAGCCCCCGGACCUCUCCCUGCUCUGGUGGGAACAGGGGGCAGACGGUGUGGGGGGAGAGCGGAACAAGCGCCCCCCUCUGGCCAUGGCCUCGCAGACCCUGGCGGGCAGCGCUGCAGCCUGGCUCUCUGGGGCUCUGCACCAACCAGGCCACAGCAGGAGCCAACUGGGCUAGUGCAGACGCGGGACACCACCCCCGGCAAAUGGGAACUGGGCCCCCGGCUUCUGCCUUCCCUGGCUCAGUCCUCCUCCCCCUCCCUGAAUGUCCAGCAUCCGGUGGGGGCAGGUGGAGCUGGGGCUUUAGAACCAUUUCCUCAGGGUGUCCCUGUGCUAAAUGGGGGGGGGGGGAGCAGCUCCCCCCCCUUGGUCCCACUAGCCGCGUCUGCACCUGCCCGGUUCUGUCUGCAAGACACGCGGGGCUCGCUCUGCGGGGCUCAUCUCUGGGGUUACGUCAGGGGGAUCCCCCCCGCCCCGCCCCGCAGGAAAUCAGAGUUUCUCUCCAUUGAGUUGGGAGGGGGCAGUCUUAUGGCAAAUGUCCUCCGGGGGCGGGGGGGCGAGAGGGCAGGGGAAUGGGAGCAGGCUGGGGCUGAUGCCCCUACCAUGAGCUUUUGAACAAAAGCCCUUGGGUGCAGCGUCUCCUGGGGCUCGUCCCCUGGGGCCAGCACCUCAGGGUCCUCGGGCCAGAGGCUGCCCCGUGGGGGUGCCUGGGACAAGAGUGGGGCUGAGGGGAUGAGGAACAGGGGCAGGGCCCACCCAAGCGGUGUGGCACUGGGCAUGGGCCCGGGGCAGGCGCAAGCCAUGCGGGCGGCCCCAGCUAGCGCCCGGGUGGGGCCCGUGGCCGACUGGGGGGAGCGGUGCCAUGUCUGAACACUGUACUGUAGCGAUGGAUUUCGAUUUUCCGCCAGCUGGGGUGUGGCCGGAGCGGGGGUCGGGUGGCGCCCGCCCCGUAGAGCCUUUAUUUUUGUACGCGGUUCGGUUCGGUGCGUCGGUCGGGUCGGUUUUGUUCUGUACAUAUGUGAAUAGCAGCUGUAAAUGACCCCCCACUUAAACAAGACAGCCCGUCCCCCAGUGUGGGCCGGGGGGGGGCUGAGCCCCCUCCCCAGGAUCUGAGCUCCCUCUCCCCCCGCGUCUGUAUCUGGUGUAACAGCUCCUCCUUCGCCAUGUCCUUGCGGUCUCUCUCUCGGAGCUGCGGAGCUCACAAUAAAACCAGGAGGAAGGGA
This is a messenger RNA of Chelonia mydas (Green sea turtle), 5497 nucleotides long. It is a transcript of the gene PDE4A, whose product is annotated as phosphodiesterase 4A. Gene Ontology annotation, cellular component: nucleus; cytosol; perinuclear region of cytoplasm. The record is from RefSeq and is a predicted model, not a curated record. Lineage: Eukaryota; Metazoa; Chordata; Testudines; Cheloniidae. Gene Ontology annotation, molecular function: 3',5'-cyclic-AMP phosphodiesterase activity. The transcript is spliced from 15 exons. Bases 719 to 2899 code for a protein of 726 amino acids. Gene Ontology annotation, biological process: signal transduction.